Messenger RNA from Colletotrichum navitas, 2395 nucleotides. Its product is annotated as heterokaryon incompatibility protein-domain-containing protein. The coding region runs from base 155 to 2395 and encodes 746 amino acids. The record is from RefSeq and is a predicted model, not a curated record. Lineage: Eukaryota; Fungi; Ascomycota; Sordariomycetes; Glomerellales; Glomerellaceae. The transcript has 3 exons.
AUGAAAGCGAGUGCGAGAACGCUGCGCCAUAAGCCUUCUCAUGUGAAUACAGGCUUGUAUAUAAAUAAGGACGCCGUGUUCAAGCUGACACAAUGAUGAUUAUCUUGAUUGUGAUUCAGAGCCGUCGGCGAAACAAUCCUCCUAUUCUCUUUACAUGGGCUUGAUAGAUGAUCAGUGUCCGACAUUGAGUUAUCUUAAACGCUGGUUAGUUGACAAGAAACUCCAUCUGAUAUGUUGGUGGAGUACUCUCUCAGAACGACAUAGCUUCACAACUGGCGUCACGAUGGCGUCGUCGGGCUUGGUCGAGAAGGCCAAAGACGUGUCAUUCGAGGCAACUUCGUUUGUCGUGCAGAGUGUUCUAAAGGAGCGAGACAAGGUGUUUUCCAGACCGGGCGACGCGGUCCGUAAAAAGGACGGUCUCGUCGAGGAGGUUGUCAGGUCAGCAGCUUCUGGAUUCGGAGUCAUCUCGGAAGCUUUGCAUCACCGGAAAGAGGAGAAGGCGAAUCAGCUACGGCAAAACGACGGAAUCAAGGGCCCACAACCAUCCGAUGUUCCACCUCAAAGUCGACCGGACGGGGUCACAUCAUGCCUUGGGGUCGGGGACCAGGAGUUCACGACACCGAAGGCAAGAUCGAAACCACCAAAGGAUUCAAAACACUCGGCUCGUCUUGCCGCGGCCUUUAUCAGUCGACGCGCAUGCCCGGAUGGAGAGACUGUAGCCAAUGACAAAACGGUUCCGUUACCCGUCGUGCUGGCCCAGCGGCGACCCGAGAAGAGGACUCGGGGGUUCAUGCGGGCCUACGCGCCGGUUCUUGCCGAGGUGGGCGUCGACCAAGGAACUUUUCUCGAUUUCAUAGACGGGUUCAAUAAGGCGCUGGAGCCCAACCCCUGGAUCAACGCCCUCAACCUGGCAGGCUUCGCCGGGUCGGCAAUGCCGGAGCCGGCAUCGAUGCUCUUUGGUUUCACGGUCGAGUACGCGACGGGCGCUGCCUUGGAGGGACGCAGUCGUUACAGCUCCAACACCUUCCUGGACCGCGUCAAUGCCCAAUACUUCCGCCCGCGCGGGCUCGUCUGUCUUGUCGUGACGUGGCAGCCGGGUAUCGGCGACAGUCGGCUCGCCGUCAACUUUGAGCGAGGCGCGCCUGCAACCCGCUCAGAGACUGGCCUUUCCGAGAGAAGAGCUAAUGUUAUCACGCAGAAGUCUUCGGCGAGGACAUGCUGGCAGGAUAUGAAGGAACAGAUGGGCGAGAGGAUGAAGAUGACGAACGGCAAUCUCGACUGGCCCGAGCCGGCGCCGCUCGUCUUCCCGGCUAAUGGUGACGAGACCGAGGGCGGAAGCGGCAUCGGGGCUAAGAAAAAGAAGGACGCCUUGGAUCGGAUGGAGGCCUGGAUGGAGGAUAUUUCGGACAAGCGAGCCCAGGCCAAGUGGGUUGACGAAAACGGUGACAACCCGUCGGCAGGCCUGACCCCGAAGCAUGAGUUCCGAUCACGGUACGCCGACCCUAAGCACCCGGCUGCGAGUGGCGACAUGGUGGCUCUAGUCACCGGGGGUCAUUGGAUGUACACGGAUACGAAGAACGCCAAGGAGGGCGCCGGUGAGUCCAAACCAGAGACGGAUACACGUGUCGGCAAGUCUGAAGGAGGAAACCAUGAGAAGAAAUCCGACGCAGCAAACAUGAGGGCCUCCCUCUAUGUUGCACUCAGUUAUUGCUGGGGCAAAUCAGAUCAUCUCUUGACCAACAAGAAGAACCUUCAAGACAUGAAGAUCGGAGUCCAUGUUGUGGAGUUUCCACAGACCAUCAGAGAUGCGGUGGAAGCAACUAGGAGGCUCAAUCUGAGAUACUUCUGGGUGGAUACUAUCUGCAUUUCACAGGAUUCCGCGCGCGACUGGGAAGUCGAGUCGGCGAAAAUGGCUUCCGUAUACCACAAUGCAUACCUGACGGUUGCUGCAGGCACCUCGGCUUGCGCCUCUGAAGGCUUCCUUGACCAACAGCAUCUCGCAGCUGCCCAGCGAACGCAGUUUAAAAUGAAGUGGCGCACGGAUAGAGGGAAAACCUCCAUCCUCGCGUGGAUAUGUCAAACUGAGAGAGACUGCGAAUGCCACGCCUUUGAGGAGAUUACCAGAGACGGCCCCAAGGCGAUGAUGUCCCCUGCCUUGAUGACCAGUCACCUUGCCGCCUUUGAGCAAUGGCAGGCUGUCGUCAGCGGGUUCAGCACACGGAAACUCUCUUACGAAUUGAACAAGCUGCCUGCCCUGUCCGGCCUUGCCAGUUUGGUCCAGGAGAAGACUGGAUCUUCCUACAUUGCCGGAUUGUGGAGAGACAACUUUGUGCGGGACCUGAACUGGUAUUCUCUAGCAAGGACUUUGGACAAGCUGGAAGACGCAAAAUGCUAA